AUGCUGUGGCUGGUGUUCCUGACCCUCCCAGGCCUGGGGGGCUCCGUGCCCAUGUCCCCGGAUCCCAACCUGGGGAGGGAGCGGGCUGGCCCUGUGGGGGUACAUGAUGCUCCUGCUGGUCGGUGGCCAUGGCAGGUCAGCCUCCGAGUGCACAGUAAGGACCGUGAGCAGUGGCAGCAUGUCUGCGGGGGCUCCCUCGUCCACCCUCAGUGGGUGCUGACCGCAGCCCACUGCACUGAAUGGGGUGACUUGCAGGCUUGUGCCGUCAGGGUCCAAGGUGGGCAGCUGAGACUCUAUGACCACGACCAUCUGACCAAGGUGACGCAGAUCAUCCAUCACCCCAGGUUCAACGCCAGCCUGUCUGUGGAGGGAGGUGCUGAUGUCGCCCUGCUGAGACUGGAGGCCCCUGUGAUGCUCUCCCAUCACGUCGGCAUGGUCUCCCUCCCGCCUGCCUCACUAAGGGUCCCUGAGAGGCAGAUGGGUUGGGUGACUGGCUGGGGUUACAUCAGACUUGGAGCGCCGCUGCCCCCGCCCUACCACCUGCAGGAGGUGGAAGUGCCUGUUGUGGGGAACGAGGCCUGUAACCAGUGCUACGAGAAAGCCUCCUCAAACAGCACCGAGCAGAUCAUCAGGGAUGACAUGCUGUGCGCGGGGAGCUAGGGCUGGGACUCCUGCCAGGGCGAUUCUGGGGGCCCACUGGUAUGCAGCUGGAAUUGCACCUGGGUCCAGGUAGGGGUCGUGGUGAGCUGGGGAGACAUCUGUGGUCAUCACGACUUCCCUGGGGUGUACGCCCGAGUGAUGAGCUACGUGUCCUGGAUCCACCAGUACGUUCCCCAGACCCCGGAUGGGCCUGGGGUGGGGUCCGCAUGA
Molecule: messenger RNA, 870 nt
Organism: Camelus dromedarius (Arabian camel)
Lineage: Eukaryota; Metazoa; Chordata; Mammalia; Artiodactyla; Camelidae
Product: mastin-like
Biological process (GO): proteolysis
Molecular function (GO): serine-type endopeptidase activity
Source: RefSeq, a predicted model, not a curated record